UUCAACCUCGGGCGGAUAUGUCCGGCUAGUUCUUUCCUCAGGGCGGAAGUGCUCUUUUUAAGGGCGGAAAGGACCUGAGCUAAGAAUAGCUCCAGCUUCCGUCGUCCCAGUCACUUCCGGGGAGGAUCGGAAGUUGCUUUGUUUUGCUUCAAGAUGGCUGCUGGGAUGUAUUUGGAACAUUAUCUGGACAGUAUUGAAAACCUCCCCUUUGAAUUGCAGAGAAACUUUCAGCUCAUGAGGGACCUGGACCAAAGAACAGAGGACCUGAAGGCUGAAAUUGACAAGUUGGCCACCGAGUACAUGAGCAGCGCCCGCAGCCUGAGCUCCGAGGAAAAGCUGGCCCUGCUCAGGCAGAUCCAGGAGGCCUACGGCAAGUGCAAGGAGUUCGGUGAUGACAAGGUGCAGCUGGCCAUGCAGACCUAUGAGAUGGUGGACAAGCACAUUCGGCGGCUGGACACAGACCUGGCCCGUUUCGAGGCGGAUCUGAAGGAGAAGCAGAUCGAGUCCAGCGACUAUGACAGCUCUUCUAGCAAAGGCAAAAAGAAAGGCCGGACUCAGAAGGAGAAGAAGGCGGCGCGGGCUCGCUCCAAAGGCAAAAACUCGGACGAGGAAGCCCCCAAGGCCACCCAGAAAAAGUUGAAGCUCGUGCGCACGAGUCCCGAGUACGGGAUGCCCUCGGUGACCUUCGGCAGCGUCCACCCCUCGGAUGUGCUGGACAUGCCUGUGGACCCCAACGAGCCCACCUACUGCCUUUGCCACCAGGUCUCCUACGGGGAGAUGAUCGGCUGCGACAACCCCGAUUGCUCCAUUGAGUGGUUCCACUUCGCCUGUGUGGGGCUGACGACCAAGCCGCGGGGGAAAUGGUUCUGUCCACGCUGCUCCCAAGAUCGGAAGAAGAAGUAGACGCAGGCCUUGGGUUCUCAGUUUCUUCUGCAUUCCCUGACCUGGGCUGGUGGCAGAGGAGUGUACCGGGCCAGGGGCCGGGGAGAAGCGGGCGGUGCGGUGCCGUCACCCCCUUCGGCCCGCUUGGUCCCCACCCGGUGCCACGGAAGGGAGGGUGCCGGGCCACGAUGGUUUGUGCCCUCUUCCGGCCAGCCCUGGGCACAGCCUUGCCCGCUGCCCUUGUGCCUCGUGCUGAGGUUGGUGCUGUACUUCAGAGGGCGAGUCCUCGCGCUCCCCCUACGUGGGACUUAGGCUGGGGCAGUGGUCCUGGGAGCUCCCUGCCCUGCCCUCUUUCCUUAUUCUUCUGUUUCCCUUGGGGAGGGACCCCCAGAUCAUGGGCCGAAGGGACCCCGAGGGGAUUCAUCCUGGCUUCAGGAAUGGGAGAAGGGAUGCGAAAUGCAUAUGACUCCCAUGUAAAGGAGUUUGGUAGGUAAAUAAAAGCUCCAAGUCGG
This is a messenger RNA of Heterocephalus glaber (naked mole-rat), 1394 nucleotides long. It is a transcript of the gene Ing4, whose product is annotated as inhibitor of growth family member 4. The record is from RefSeq and is a predicted model, not a curated record. Gene Ontology annotation, cellular component: nucleus. Lineage: Eukaryota; Metazoa; Chordata; Mammalia; Rodentia; Bathyergidae. Gene Ontology annotation, biological process: regulation of DNA-templated transcription; positive regulation of apoptotic process.